This is a messenger RNA of Wasmannia auropunctata (little fire ant), 1497 nucleotides long. RefSeq names its product hsp70-binding protein 1. NCBI's taxonomy places the organism in Eukaryota, Metazoa, Arthropoda, Insecta, Hymenoptera, Formicidae. The transcript has 5 exons. The record is from RefSeq and is a predicted model, not a curated record. Bases 296 to 1435 code for a protein of 379 amino acids.
UUCCAACUUCCAAAGCUUUUUAUUUAUUGCUUUUUUAUUUAUUCUCUUCGUUUACAGAUUUUAGUGCAAAUAAUACUGAUGCUAACUUUAUACUAUACACAGUCAUGAUGCAUGAAAAUUCAGAUACGAUACUCGGGCUUCAAAAUGACACAAUUGUAGUGCGACAUCUCAUAUAUGAAGAGAUUCAUGAAUGUAAUCCAGGAAUAUAAAAUCCCAUAAAAAGAAAUACGAUGAAUCAGAAGUAGUUGAGGAUUGUUCGCGAAGAGGCUGAUAUUAAAUCGGCGUUAUUCAGUUAAUGGGUGCAUCAUUCGCUAAACAGAGUGGCGUCAAAAUGAGCAAUCCUGAAAAUAGAGAAUCGAAAAAAGAUGCCAGGCAAGGCCAGUCGAACAGCAGUGCGAGACCGCUGUCCAUCGAGGGUCCUUCGACCUCCAGUAAUACUAAUGCCGAGCAAAUCCCACCGCAACCGUUGCCGAAUCAACCGAGGCAACCGACCAAUUUGCAAGGACUACUCAAAUAUGCUAUGGACGCGGCACAGUCUGAGGAUUCGGAGAAUAAACCAUCGGUCUAUCCUUUGGACGAAGAAAAAAAAACAUUCUUGAAUGAUGCGUUAUCGUCGUUAACGGUGAACGUAGUAGAGGAACUGCAGAAAGCUGUACAAAUCUUGUCUAAUGUCGCUAAUCUACGAGCGGACGACGAUUCGUUGGAGUUUGAAAAUGCGCUGGAAAGGAUGGCGGAUUACGUAGACAAUAUUGAUAUAGCCAACGACUUUUACAAGAUCGGCGGUUUCUCGAUAUUUCAACCGUGCCUGAAUUCCUCGCACAGUAACAUCAGAUGGCGGAUAGCCGAUAUUAUCGCCGAAUUAGCGCAAAAUAAUCCAUUUUGCCAGGACAAGCUACUGGAAGCUGGAGUAUUUCCCGUGCUGUUGUCUAUGAUAGAUGCGGAUCCGUCGGAACAGGCCAGAAUAAAAGCUCUGUACGCGGUGUCAUGUAUAGUAAGAGGGCAUCCGGCGUCGUUAAAGUACAUGGAUACGAAUGACGGUUACUCGGUGCUUUUGCGAGCGAUGCAGAGUCCGGUGGAGAAACUACAGAUAAAGUCCGCAUUCUUACUCUCUAGUCUGUGCAGUAAGGAUGACUCGAACGACGUAAAAUACACCCUGGUAAAAAUGGGAUUCAUAGAACAAGCGGCGGGAUUAUUGGGCAGAAUGGACCUACAGCCGGCAGUAAGGGAACAAUUAUUAAGAGUGCUCAGUGGUAUGGUGAACGAUAAUUUCUUGCCGGCGCUAAAGGAAUGCCGCCGAUCACAAUUGUGUUUAAGAUCCACUUUGGAGCAAUUGCUGACGGAGUUGAAACCUGUGGAAAAUCAGGACGAGAUAGACAUGUGCUCCGAACUUCUAGACAAAGUGUUUUCCGAGCCUGACACGAAUCAAGAGAGAUAACGAAUUUGUAUCUUAAUUUUCCUCUUAAAUAAACAUAACGAUAUUGUAUUGUGUAAUACUAA